Messenger RNA from Herpailurus yagouaroundi (jaguarundi), 1506 nucleotides. It is a transcript of the gene GLOD5, whose product is annotated as glyoxalase domain containing 5. The record is from RefSeq and is a predicted model, not a curated record. The transcript has 3 exons. NCBI's taxonomy places the organism in Eukaryota, Metazoa, Chordata, Mammalia, Carnivora, Felidae. Bases 98 to 595 code for a protein of 165 amino acids.
UGUGAAUCUACACAUGGGUGAUAAGACUCUCCUCAAGUUUUUUCCCAGGACUUUUCCCUGGAAAUGGGGUUGAGGAGGAAGUAUAGUCAUUGUGGAGAUGAGGGGAGCUGAGAAGGAAACAGGAAAUUUGGGUGUGACCAGUGGCAAUGUGAUCUCCUUUGAAUUUUUUUUUAAGUCAUGGAGGAACAGCAGUCAGACUCCUUCCCCAUGUCUUAUCCAUAGACUGGACCACAUUUUGAUGACAGUAAAGAGUAUCAAAGACACCACGAUGUUUUAUUCCAAGAUCCUGGGCAUGGAAGUCACAACUUUCAAGGGUGACCGGAAAGCAUUGUGUUUUGGAGACCAGAAAUUUAACCUCCAUGAGGUGGGAAAGGAAUUUGAACCCAAAGCUGCUCACCCAGUUCCUGGCUCCCUGGACAGAUGUCUGAUCACAGAGGUACCUUUGGAGGAAAUGGUCCAGCACCUCAAGGUUUGUGAUGUCCCCACUGAGGAGGGUCCAGUCCCCAGAACAGGGGCCAAAGGACCCAUUAUGUCCAUCUACUUCCGAGACCCUGACAGAAACCUGAUUGAGGUGUCCAACUAUAUCUCCUCAUGAUUGAGGCUGGCCCUCUGCCAUUCUGUUCCCUGUGAUGUCUCCCUCUCCCUUUCUGCCUGCAAACUCUCACCCAAGCCCAGAGAACUCCAAGGACUGAGGACUUCAGCAUUUCAUUCUUCCUACUGGGGGGACCUGAGUUGGGUUUGGGACCAAAAUUACAUGUCUGAAUGUCCUCCAUCCAAGGCUCCCCUAAUAAAUUAACAACCUCUCGAUUAAUAUGAGCUCUUCAUUAUUACUGUCUCAGUGCUAUGUAUGAAUGUUUGUCCAGGGUGUGAGGUCUCUGAGCUGUUUGGGGGUUGACCAGGGUAUGACAUCUCUGAGGACCAAAUCCAGGGUCAUCCCCUUGGGAUUCAGGGCCCCUGACAGAUUGUCCUUGUUAGUGAGCCCAUCCUUUCUCAUCCUUUUGGAAUUCACCUCAUCCCUUCCAAGUGCUGCUUCCUGUGUCCUCCACCCCAUAGGCUUCACUGAACCUCAAGAUAUCUGUCAGUCCCACGGAACCUUCAAGGACCACCCCAAGUGAUACUACCUCCUCCUGGAAUGCCUUACCUGAUCUCACCCCCAGGGUAUGUGGUGCUGUCUACCUUUGGAUCUGGUAGGUCCAGAUUCAUCUUAACUGAGGCUCAGCUCCUGACAGAGUAGACAGGACUGGGACAAAUAUCAUCUGUUUCUGCCUCCCCCUCCCAACACCAUCCAUUCAAUCAACUAAUAAACACAUAUUGAGUACCUACUCUGUGCUUGGCCCUGUUCCAGACAUUGGGGAGACAGUGUUGAACAAAAAGGAUAAGCAUACCUAGGUUUGGGGAGUUGUCAUUCUAGUAGAAGAGACAAAAUAAAUAAAAUUAAGUAAGGAAAAUAUGGGGCACCUGGGUGGCUCAGUUGGUUAAGUGUCCAACUCUUGAUUUUGGCUUAGG